AUGAUUUAUCCUAACGAGCUCACAUUGAACUUCUGCCUACUGCCUACUGCCUACUGCAUUGUCUUGUGCACCGUAACCCAUCAAGUUCAUACGAAGCCCCAUCCCAUUGAUGCUAAUGCCAAUGCUAAGGAGGAUCUAGCUUCGAGUGAUACCCAGCGUAUUGAGGCUGCCAGAAAUUUAUUUUUGCGUCUCGUCAACUCUAACAAGAUCGGAUACCUAUCACGUCUGCUGCAACAAAUGCAGACAUUAUGUCGUGCCUAUGUUGAAUUUGCCAACGCGGACGUAGAGCGCUAUCGAGGACAGACAGGUGAUAUUCCACUUCCUGCCACCUCUAGCCUCCGAAGACUUGUUUCGCCCUCCUCAAUAACAGAAAUCAGUGGUUCCACCAUUGGCUUUAGCGAUGCGUUUAGCCUUGUCGCAGUUCCUACUUGUCCUCCUUUUGUUGACCAUUCUGGUCGGUACGCUGGAUCAAUAUUCGACUCUGAUUUACGUGAUGCCGAGCGCAUUAGACCAGUAAGUGUAUUGAGGUGA
Messenger RNA from Protopolystoma xenopodis, 531 nucleotides. The record is from the annotation of a GenBank genome assembly. Lineage: Eukaryota; Metazoa; Platyhelminthes; Monogenea; Polystomatidea; Polystomatidae.